This is a messenger RNA of Coregonus clupeaformis (lake whitefish), 2795 nucleotides long. RefSeq names its product chromatin assembly factor 1 subunit B-like. Bases 244 to 2130 code for a protein of 628 amino acids. The transcript has 14 exons. Gene Ontology annotation, biological process: nucleosome assembly; DNA replication-dependent chromatin assembly. The record is from RefSeq and is a predicted model, not a curated record. Gene Ontology annotation, molecular function: protein binding. NCBI's taxonomy places the organism in Eukaryota, Metazoa, Chordata, Actinopteri, Salmoniformes, Salmonidae. Gene Ontology annotation, cellular component: CAF-1 complex; nucleus.
GUGUGCCAAUUUUGACUUUGUGGCUGUGGAAUCUGUGGCUAUAGAAGCUCGUGUAAACCCUGGACUACUCUGGUAUUACCCGCCCCUUCCCCUCUCAGCCUAUCAGUGCUUACUUCUCUACCGGAAGUUCUGGCCGAACUCUACGCGGGAAAGCAAUGUUGUUUUUCGCUGCUCUCUGAUUGUUUACUCGACUCCUCGCGGGACGCAGCAGAAAAGUUAAACAGUGGAAAAAACUGUAGCAAGAUGAAGGUGAUAACAUGUGAGAUUGCGUGGCACAACAAAGAGCCUGUCUACAGUCUGGACUUCCAGCACAACUCUGAGGGCUGCAUACACAGGCUGGCCACAGCAGGAGUGGACACCACUGUCAGGUUGUGGCGUGUGGAGAUGGGGCCUGAUGGGAAGGCUGUGGUGGACUUCCUGUCCAACCUGGCACGGCACACCAAGGCUGUCAACGUGGUGCGCUUCUGCCCCAACAGCGAGCUGCUCGCAUCUGGAGGAGAUGAUUCAGCCAUCCUGCUGUGGAAGCUGAACGACAGUAAGGAGCCUGAGCAGACCCCGUCGUUCCAGGAGGAGGAGGAUUGUCAGCUCAACAAGGAGAGCUGGAGCGUGGUCAAGACCCUGCGGGGACACAUUGAGGAUGUGUAUGAUAUCAGCUGGACCCGGGAUGGGAACUUCAUGGUCUCUGGUUCUGUGGACAACACUGCCAUUAUGUGGGAUGUAACAAAGGGUCAGAAGCUGUGCAUCUUUAACGACCAUAAGAGCUAUGUGCAGGGAGUGACCUGGGACCCGCUGGGCCAGUAUGUGGCCACACUCAGCUGUGACAGGGUGAUGCGUGUGUACAGUACUCAGAGCAGGAGGAAGGCCUACAGUGUCAGUAAGAUGAGCUCUGGAUCAGCUGCGGAGGGAGAGGUGAAACAGUACCGAAUGUUCCAUGACGACAGCAUGAGGUCUUUCUUCAGACGCCUCACCUUCACACCGGACGGCUCCUUCCUGCUCGCCCCAGCGGGGUGUGUGGAGGCAGGGGAGAACAUCACCAACACCACCUACGUCUUCUCCAGGAAGAGCCUCAAGAGGCCCAUAGCUCACCUGCCCUGCCCUGCUAAAGCCACCCUGGCUGUACGCUGUUGCCCCGUCUACUUUGAGCUGAGGACCAAGAAGGGAGAGGAUGGCAGUGCCCAGCCCCUGCCCAACACGUUUGGCUUGCCCUACAGACUGUUGUUUGCUGUGGCCUCCGAGGAUUCCAUCUUCCUCUAUGACACUCAGCAGACCCUACCCUUCGGCUACGUCUCCAACCUCCACUACCACACACUCAGCGACCUCACCUGGUCUCGAGACGGUUCCUUCCUGGCGGUGUCGUCUACAGACGGCUACUGCUCCUUCCUGUCCUUCUCCCCUGGCGAGCUGGGCACCCCCCUCAAGGAGCCCCCCGUCCUGGAGGUCGUCACCCCUGGCAACGGCCCUGAAAAGAAGGGCAAGAAGGCUGCAGCGGCCCGCACGGUGUCCCCUGUCCCCAAAACCACAGAGAGCACCGCCCCUGUUCACCCCAACCCUAAAGAGGCCCCCAGCACCCCCCUAUCCUCCCUCACCUCCCCUGCCACUCCUCUGGCCCCUGGAGGAGAGGAGAAGAAGAACCCUGGCAAAGCCAAGCCCCAGCCCCGUAGGAUCACCCUCAACACCCUGGAGGGGUGGGGCAAGCCCAGCACCCCCAAAGCGCCUGCUGCUAGUGCCCCCAAAACCCCCACCACAGCCAGCAUCAGCACACUCGCCACCCCCCAGCAGCCUAGCCUUACCCCCAACACCCCCCUCAACCCCUCUACCCCCAACACCCCCCUCUCCCCCUCUAUAUCCCAGCCCUGCCUCACCCCAAAGGCCCAAUGCAGCAGCGGUAAAACCCUGGGCCCCAGCACCCCUAAAGGACCCGCCCCCAGACGGAUAUCUCUGACUCCCUUCGUCUCCAGAUCUCCAGCUGCCUUCACCACACCCUCCUCCACAGAGAAAGCCAAACAUGAACGGCCCUCUCCCCCCACUGACCCUGUGUGUCAGCCCCCAGAGUCCAAGCGGCCCAAGACCAGCACCCUGGCAGGCAAGACAGGGGUGGCUCCAGCCUCAGGGUCCACACCCAACCCCUAAGGACCCCACGCUACCAAGAACACUGAAGCAUGAGUACAGAGCAGCACAGAGAGAGUGGUGUCAACAUGCAACUCACAUAUUAUCAUCCUACACACACACACACACUUUGACACACACUAUCACAUUCGCACUCUCACACACACACUUUUGGAGUCUAGCCUAUAAAACUGCAUAGAGACUGGUGUUCUCAGCUAACACUCGCGUACAUGCUCACAAGAGUUCACAGAGCGAAGACUGGCGUUUCCUCCUAACAUUAUUCUGUACGUUUUUGUAACUUGACGUUCUGAAUCUGUAGCACCUUUUGGUGGAUAACCAGGUUGUUAUUGUAAAAUGAAAAUAAAGGAUAAGAAACAAGAAGUUUAAGUUAAGAUAAACCACCUCAGUCCAAAUGAAGCCUAGCUCAAGUAUGAAACGCAAUGGACAUUGACUUUUGUCUGAAUUAUUGUCUGUAUUAGUGUUAUAUUGGUACACUAUAUAUACAAAGUUAUGUAUACAACGUAUGUGAAAACCCCUUCAAAUUAGUGGAUUCUGCUAUUUCAGCCACACCUCAACCCCAUCAAACACUUGGAACGUCGAAUGCAAGCCAGGCGUAAUCGUCCAACAUCAGUGCCCGACCUCACUAAUGCUCUUGUGGCUGAAUGGAAGCAAGUCCCUGCAGCAAUGUU